GGUCCUCAGAAAUCCAGCGAUCUGUUUUAAAUAGCUGUAGAAAUCCUGAUCCAGACUAAGGAAACACUAAAUUUUUUGGUAGGUUGAUAUGUCUGUCCUAGGUCUGCGACCGGAUAGACCCGCACCAGAGUCUGAGGGUGUACGCCAGGAUUAUGACGAUGCUGUUGUUAUGAGAACAUCUCUUAAUUCGCUGUUUCAACAUAGUACCAAAAAUAAUCAUCCUAGGGGUAACACGUCAAGGAGAUCGUCCAUUGGAGCAGAUCUGGAAGAAUCCGAUUCUCAGUUUUCUUACAGCAAUUCUAGCAGUCCGCAGAGAAAAACAGAGGACCAGGAGGACAAUGACGACAACGACGACGACGGCAAGUAUUCCCCGAAGGUACAAAUCAUCGCGGCCAGGGGAGACAAUAUCAUAGCCGUGGCCAACCCUGCUCUGGCCAUGUCGCCGGCUAUCAUCCCACCGCUGACACCUAUCAAGGAGGUCAGGGAAAACUCACGGGACAGAGAUUGAUCGUAC
This is a messenger RNA of Phaedon cochleariae (mustard beetle), 514 nucleotides long. Lineage: Eukaryota; Metazoa; Arthropoda; Insecta; Coleoptera; Chrysomelidae. The record is from the annotation of a GenBank genome assembly.